AUGGCAUUUGUUUUCCACAAAUCGACCCUCGUCGUCGCCUUGUUCGCAGCAAGCGCCGGCUUCUUUGCACCCACCUCCGUCGUCGCUACGGACGCGACGAUGUACUUUGAUUGCUGCAAGCCGAGUGGCAGUUGGCCACGCAAGGCCCCUGUAUACAACCCCGUUAUUACGUGUCUCGCCGACGGCAAGACCAUCGUAACCGGACCCAAGCGAGACCAACCCAACUCCUCCGGAUGCGGUGGCGGCUAUGAAUUUCAGUGUAGCUGCCAGCAACCCUGGACGGACGCGGUCAACCCUGAAGUGGGCUACGGGUUUGCUGCCAUGACAAGCGCCACCGAGUCUGAGAACGAGUGCGCCUGCUUCGUCGCCGAGUUCUCCGGAUCCAAAGCGGGCAAAGUCAAUACGCUCUUCUACCAAGUCAUCAACGAUGGUGUUGACGUCACCAGCGAUGGUCUCGACAUCCUUGUUCCUGGUAUGGGCAUCGGCGCUAUGAACGAAGGCUGCAAGAACCAGUGGCCCAACAGCGACAUCUCCAGGUGGGGCAAGCAGUACGGCGGUCUCGACCAUGACGCUGCUGGAUGCGCCAACCUGCCCAAGGACCUCCAGCAUGGUUGCAUGUGGCGGAUGACCGACUGGGGUGACUCGGUUACUAUGAAGGCCAAGCCUAAGCGUGUGAGAUGCUCCAAGGCUCACAUCGACCGCACUGGUUGCCAGAGGAAAGAUGAGCCGGCUGCUACCUUCCAGGGUCACUACGACGCCUCGCACAAUGGUCCUGCCCCCGAUGGUUACACUCCCAACUCAGCUGUCUGCGGUAUAGGAGGCAGUGGUAGCUCGCAGCGUUCGGCUGAUCAGCCCUUUGUCGCCAGGCGUCACCAUUUGAGCAAUUCGGCGGUCCACAAGGAUGCUUCAGAUGUCAGUGUUUGCAAAGCCUGA
Messenger RNA from Sporisorium graminicola, 933 nucleotides. RefSeq lists its product as uncharacterized. The transcript is spliced from 2 exons. The coding region runs from base 1 to 933 and encodes 310 amino acids. Gene Ontology annotation, biological process: carbohydrate metabolic process. Lineage: Eukaryota; Fungi; Basidiomycota; Ustilaginomycetes; Ustilaginales; Ustilaginaceae. The record is from RefSeq and is a predicted model, not a curated record. Gene Ontology annotation, molecular function: cellulase activity.